Messenger RNA from Striga hermonthica, 426 nucleotides. The record is from the annotation of a GenBank genome assembly. NCBI's taxonomy places the organism in Eukaryota, Viridiplantae, Streptophyta, Magnoliopsida, Lamiales, Orobanchaceae.
AUGCGGCGAGGCAGAGCGCCGGGAAGGGUUGCAACGGCGGCGGUUCGCGCUGGAGAAGCCAACGGAUCUGGAGGAUCUAACGAGAUCAAAUUCAGAGGCGUCAGAAAGAGGCCGUGGGGCAGAUACGCCGCCGAGAUCAGAGACCCCUGGAAGAAGGCACGUGUCUGGCUCGGCACCUUCGACUCGGCUGAGGCCGCCGCCCGGGCCUAUGACGCCGCCGCCCGCUCGCUCCGCGGUUCCAAGGCGAAGACGAAUUUCCCCCUGCCCCAAAAUGGCGGCGCCUUCCCAGAUUUCAACCCUCAAAACCCUAAUCAACCGCUUGUCAACAGCAAUCCCGGCGAUCCGUUGCCCUCCGACUCUGAGGUGUUUGCAUUGAAUCCACCGGAUGAUAGACGAGGAGCUUUACUUGUCCGGCGGAUAUCCUAA